Messenger RNA from Hordeum vulgare subsp. vulgare (domesticated barley), 1284 nucleotides. RefSeq lists its product as uncharacterized. The coding region runs from base 94 to 516 and encodes 140 amino acids. The transcript is spliced from 2 exons. Lineage: Eukaryota; Viridiplantae; Streptophyta; Magnoliopsida; Poales; Poaceae. The record is from RefSeq and is a predicted model, not a curated record.
AUUAUCUAUGGUUGUCAUUCUUAGUAUGUGUGAUGUGUUUUUUUGUUUUGAAAAUGCAUUAAUCUCUGUUGUGCUAACGGUUGAUUGGCAAGAAUGCCAACUGGAGCACUGCGCCAGCUCAUGCAGAGGAAGGCUGCACAGCUAAAUCUACCUCUAGGGGCGCUGACGAACAAGUCACCUUACCACAGUGGCAAAGACCAGGAGGACACCGAGGCUAUGGCUCUCUUCCGGGCCGGCGCCCAGAUCAUCCUGGGUCGGGGUGAUAGGGCACUCUUCUGGCAUGAUUGUUGGCUGCCAGGCGGACUCUCCGUACCUGAAGCUGCCCCAGCUCUCGCCUCCUUUGCCCGUCUGUCCAGCAUCACAGUCGGGCAGGCCCUGGCGAACAACCGCUGGGUCCGUGACAUCAGAGGUGGCCUCUCCGCGCCGGCCUUGGCGCAAUAUCUCCGGCUUUGGGAUAUGGUCGCCGCCACAUCGCUGGCCCCGGGGCAGCAAGACGCUGUCAUCUGGUGCCUCUAGGAGGGGGGCAAAUUCUCCACCAGCUCUGCCUACCGGCUCUUCUUUGCGGCUAACAUUGAUUUUGGCCGUGCUUCUGCAAUUUGGAAGGCCAAGGCUCCUCCUAGGCUCAGGUUUUUCAUGUGGCUGGUGGUUCACGGCCGUUGUCUGACCGCAGACAACCUCGAACGCCGGGGAUGGCCUAAUCAUGGCACCUACGCCUUGUGCAGUCUUGCUCCGGAAUCAUGCAGCCACCUCUUCGUGCACUGCUCCUUUACAACGGAGGUUUGGCAGCGCUUCCGGACCUGGGUGGGUGUACCCUUUCCGACCCUUGCUGCCGACGACAAGGGUACGGAGGACUGGUGGCUUCGCGCGAGGAAUGCAGCCCCGGAACGGUUUAAGAGGGAAUUUGAUGCGGUGGUGAUUCUGGUGCACUGGCGUCUCUGGAAGGAGCGUAAUGCUCGUAUCUUUGAUGGCGUCGCAUCGUCUCCGGACAGGGUGGUCGAAGCGAUCAUUGAGGAUCUGCGAUCCUGGCGUGAGGCAGGCUGCUUCGCCACCAUCAUAGCCUUUUAGAUGGCGUGCUCGCGUUGUGCUUGUGCUACAGCAGCAGGUCUGGGUCAUGGCUUGCUUGCCUUGCCGGUAGGGGCUCUCUGUUUUAUGGCGUUCUGGUUUCAGGCACUUGGCCUCGAGGCUUCGUUGUGGCACUUGCCCUGUUUGUACACCUGGCGGUCAUUGCCGUUCUGUAACCGUUCUUUCUAAUCUUAAUAAAGAUCGGCUUCGGCCUUUCGAGAA